This is a messenger RNA of Malaya genurostris, 2668 nucleotides long. RefSeq names its product protein ecdysoneless (gene ecd). The transcript is spliced from 3 exons. The record is from RefSeq and is a predicted model, not a curated record. Gene Ontology annotation, cellular component: nucleus. The coding region runs from base 146 to 2173 and encodes 675 amino acids. NCBI's taxonomy places the organism in Eukaryota, Metazoa, Arthropoda, Insecta, Diptera, Culicidae.
UAAGCGCAGAAAGAGAAGAGAGAAAAACAAUUUUAGUACCUUCUUUUGUUCGCGAUCAUCGUAUCCUGCUGGUUUAUGGGUGCUCCCUUUUUUACUGUGAAGUGAUUCAUUACUGCAAACGUUUUCGAUAGAUUGUUGAAAGAAAAUGUCUACUUCCAAUGCUCUGAUAUCAGUCCGUGAGGAUGAUUUCGUCGAAUACUUCCUGUUUCCCUCUGCCCUCGACCAAAAGGAUGUGUCGCUGGAAAACUGUGAAUCACAGUUGGAAGCGCUUCGUUCAGAGGUCACUAAACUUGCGAAGGACUACUGCCAGCGGUAUAUUUGGCACCGGGAUGGGUUCAAGGUUGUAUUGCGGAACGGCGAUCUGCAGCAACGUUUGCUCAUCGAAGCUACCAAUCUAGCGGAAGAAAAUGUUCGACUGCCACCUCAUUUAUACGGAAUCACACAUUACGGGGACAAUGUCCAGGACGAAUGGUUUAUCGUAUCGUUGCUGUUCUAUCUAUCCCGCAGAAUACCGGGACUGGUGGUUCGGGUAGUAGAUUCGGAUGGUGAAUUUCUUCUGAUCGAAGCAGCUGAACAUUUGCCUCGAUGGGCCAAUCCGGACCAAUGCGAAGGCCGAGUUUUUAUAUGUGACGGUGAGCUCCAUCUUGUCGGGACCGAAAACCAGAAGGAAUCGUUUCCAAUGGAUCGCAUUUUUCGCGAAUUGAACGAGUCACGUUCGAAGUGGGUUGUUUCGAAAAACAUUCAAUUGUGUAUCGACGAACGGAUUCGGGAUUUUCCGGAUCACAUCGAAGACAAUCACCACCGGGCCACUCUGUACGUACCGGUGGGAGUGGCAGCAAUUUUGGACGAAAAUCCUCAGUUGAUAUCGGCAGCCGUUUUGGCAUUUUGCAACCGUGAUCCGAUUGAUCUGAAAGUUUGCCGAGCGAUGCGAUAUUUUCCACCGGAAAACUGCGUUUAUGUCAGUGCUGUAUUCACCAAAUGUCUGUAUGCAAUGUUGCUGCACGCAAACUAUUUGCCCGACAGAAGAACGGGAUGGAGUUUGCCGUUGGCCAGCGAUCCCAACUACAAGGCGCACAUAUUGGGACUGAAACUUGCUUGUGGAUUCGAAAUUUUGGCAUCCCAAGCAAAAACGUCGGCCUCACUGGAAACGGACAAAGGUUGGAAACAGUACCUUGAAUCACUUCAGGCUAAGGGCUACUUUCAGGAGAACAUCGAAGGAUCACAGGAACACACACGGCUUCUAGGAAUGGCAAAAGACUAUUAUCAGGAGCAUUGCGAUUCAAUGAAAUUCACCCCCAAGAUCGGUGAAGAAAUCGUUUCCAUAUUGAAACGCAAUGACUUCGACGUCGAAGAACUGCACAAGCAAGAACUCGAGCUUCCCGCUCCAGACGAUGAUAGUUGGAUAAACAUUUCCCCCGAGGAAUUGGACGAAAUGCUUACCAAACGGUACGGUACGCGAAAACUGUUCUCACUCAAUGGUAAUACGAACUCGGAAGAGUUCACCACCAUGGUCAACGAUUUCCUGGAGCAGAAGAGUGAAUUCGACGGUGUCGAUCAGGAUGCAGCGGUAGCUCAACUAGAUCUGGGACCGUACCAACCGGUCCGACCAAAACGCACCAAGAGUAAGACUAAGACUGACACACAAACGAUUGCUCCAUCACACCACCAACCGAUUGAUUUCGAUCCGGAUGCUUUUGGGGCUCAAGUGAAGCAUUUGUUAGAUUUGGUGAUUCCCGAAGAUCGCUGGGAUUCGUCGGACAAUUCCGACAUGAGCGAUUAUGCCGAAGAAGAGUAUGAUCGGAACAUCGAAGAAAUGUCACCGACGAGAAACGCAAAAAUGGUUAAGAACGAGAUACAAACCUACAUGGAACAGAUGGACCGGGAAUUGGCUCAAACUACCAUCGGAAGGAGUUUCGAAAUGAAGAUCGACACGGAAAAUAAAGAUACAAAGAGUGACGCCGAUGAUUUUGAUGACAUUGAAAGCUUCAAACCGGUAAACAUCGAUGUCAACACGUUGAAAAGUAUGAUGCAAAGCUACCAGGCUCAAAUCGGAGGACCGGGUCCGGCUGCUAACCUGCUCGGUUCGAUGGGGAUUCAAAUUACACAAGCGUCUAACGGUGAGUCGUCCUCCAAGGGUACGGCCUCCGGUAGCACCCAGCAGACCGACGUAUGAAGUGUGUCGGAAAGAUAGUGACGGUUUGUUUGCGCUGCCAUUUUUUUUACUUACAAAUAGCUUGAAGCUUCACACAAUCUCCAAAUGCAAUCGAUUUAGAAUAUGUAAUGGCAUAUCUCAGAAAUUAUUAGUAUUUAUAGUCCUUAAUCAUUCACCGGCCAGCUCGGUCUACCAUUUAAUAGUAUUGUCCUUUAUGCUAUCGUUAUGCAGCGAAACAGACAGUCCAACCAGAUGGAUCUGUACUGCAUAUAACAGAAGUAUAAUAGUUAGGUAGUGUUCUCCGUAAAGACUUACUUUCGAUUCAUGCACCAAGGGAUACCCGAUCGGUAUCCUGUGCACGUACUGUUGGAAUGCCAUAUUGACCACUCUUCAUAUUUUAAGAUAAAUUUAUUGUUAAUAUAAAAAUAUGCCAUGAGAUUUUAAGAGUUAGUUGCUAGAGAAAGGUAAAACAGGAUGCAUUUUAACUGUAGGCAAAAAUAAAAAAACUGCUUGAAA